Knipowitschia caucasica is the source of this 1266-nucleotide messenger RNA. The record is from the annotation of a GenBank genome assembly. Lineage: Eukaryota; Metazoa; Chordata; Actinopteri; Gobiiformes; Gobiidae.
AUGGCGACCGCUGCCCCUCCCGUCCGCUUGUACUUAGCGCUGUGUUGGCUGCUCCGGUCCGCCAGCACGGUGUUCCCAGAGGAGCCGGGGCCCCUCAACUUCGUCCCGUCUGAAGUGGUCCGGAGGUACCCUGUGUUUCUGGGACGUCCCCACAGGACCUGGCUGAGACAGGAGCCUCUGCACAUCCAGAGAGUUCUGCAGAUCAACCGCACACUCUACAUCGGGGCCAGAGACGACCUUUUCCGAGUGGAGUUGGACAUCGUUGCUGGAGAUGAGAUGUUCUACAGUAAGAAAAGAACAUGGGAGUCAAACAAGAACGACAUCCGAAUUUGCAGAAUGAAGGGCAAACAUGAGGAUGAGUGCCGUAACUUCAUGAAGGUGCUGCUGAGCCGGAGAGGCGGCCUGUUCGUGUGUGGGACCAACGCCUUCAACCCGCUGUGCGCCAACUACACUGGCGACACUUUGGAGAUGGUGGGUGACCCGGUGAGUGGGAUGGCCCGCUGUCCCUACGACCCCAAACACGCCAACGUAGCUCUGUUUGCAGAAGGAAACCUGUUCACCGCCACCGUCACAGACUUCCUGGCCAUCGACGCGGUCAUCUACCGCAGCCUCGGGGACAGUCCGGCUCUGCGCACUGUGAAACAUGACUCUAAGUGGUUCCGAGAGCCAUAUUUCGUCAGUGCUGUGGAGUGGGGCCCUCACAUCUAUUUCUUCUUCAGAGAGAUUGCCAUGGAGUUCAAUUACCUGGAGAAGGUGGUUGUGUCUCGUGUGGCCAGAGUGUGUAAGCGCGACCUGGGGGGCUCUCAGCGAGUCCUGGAAAAGCAGUGGACGUCGUUCCUCAAAGCACGUCUGAACUGCUCUGUCCCCGGAGACUCGCACUUCUACUUCAACCUGCUGCACUCCACCAGCCCGGUCAUACGCAUGCACGGGCGUGACAUAAUCCUGGGGGUCUUCUCCACUCCCCCAAACAGCAUCCCGGGAUCGGCCGUGUGUGCCUUCGACAUGGAGCAGCUGGCACAAGUGUUCGAGGGACGCUUCAAAGAGCAGAAGUCGCCCGAGUCCAUAUGGACACCUGUUCCAGACGAGCUGAUCCCGAAGCCCAGGCCCGGAGGAUGUGCAGUCCAGGGGUCAAGGUUCAAUUCAUCCAAUUCCUUUCCUGAUGAGAUGCUUAACUUUGUCAAGACACACCCGCUGAUGAAUGAGGCCGUGCCGUCGCUGGGACAGAGGCCUUGGAUCGUACGCACCAUGGUCAGACUUGAUGAAUGA